AUGCGCUGGAGACUCCGUCUGGAACUCUCGAUUGAAGUCGGGGCGCAAAAUUUCUUCCAACCACAACCGAUCAACGCAAUGGUGGAGUCUAAUACCAUCUCACUCGGCACCCGAGCCUACUAUAUGCACUCGGCUCUUAAGGACUGGCCGGACAAUCUCUGCCACAAGGUCCUGGACAAUGUGGUGUCGGCCAUGGAACCGGGAUACAGCAAGAUCUUGUUGAAGGAGAAUGUGAUUCAGGAGACUGGCGCUUACCGGGAAACUACAAGUUUGGAUUCGAUUAUGAGGCAGAUCGGUCAGGUGGGCGCAUAG
This is a messenger RNA of Aspergillus campestris IBT 28561, 312 nucleotides long. RefSeq lists its product as uncharacterized. The transcript is spliced from 2 exons. The coding region runs from base 1 to 312 and encodes 103 amino acids. Gene Ontology annotation, molecular function: O-methyltransferase activity. NCBI's taxonomy places the organism in Eukaryota, Fungi, Ascomycota, Eurotiomycetes, Eurotiales, Aspergillaceae. The record is from RefSeq and is a predicted model, not a curated record.